Molecule: messenger RNA, 3293 nt
Organism: Talpa occidentalis (Iberian mole)
Lineage: Eukaryota; Metazoa; Chordata; Mammalia; Eulipotyphla; Talpidae
Gene: SYS1
Product: SYS1 golgi trafficking protein
Exons: 4
Coding region: 272-742 (156 amino acids)
Biological process (GO): Golgi to endosome transport; protein localization to Golgi apparatus; Golgi to plasma membrane protein transport
Cellular component (GO): Golgi membrane; trans-Golgi network
Source: RefSeq, a predicted model, not a curated record
AGCCCCGCCUCUUCGUCGCCGUCCCCGGAAACGCUUCUUUCCUACGCAGUCGCUGCGGCAGCGGCUGUCGCGGGAGCUGCCUCUCUAGGCCGCCAGGGCCUCUCCUCCAUGGUUCCGUCUGUCAGUGUUGUUUGGGGGGGCCACCCGGUGAGGCUGGGCCGCGCCUCGACGCUUGGCCCCUCGAGUCGGCCAACGGUGCGGUGAACGUCCGAGGUCCAUGGCUCGGCGGCGCUGACUCGGGUCCGGGCACGGCGGGACCCCGCGGGCCGGCAUGGCGGGCCAGUUCCGCAGCUACGUGUGGGACCCGUUACUGAUCCUGUCGCAGAUCGUCCUCAUGCAGACCGUCUACUACGGCUCGCUGGGCUUGUGGCUGGCGCUGGUGGACGCGCUGGUUCGCAGCAGCCCUUCGCUGGACCAGAUGUUCGACGACCAGAUCCUGGGUUUUUCCACUCCUCCAGGCCGGCUCUCCAUGAUGUCCUUCGUCCUUAACGCCCUCACCUGUGCCCUGGGCUUGCUGUAUUUCAUCCGGCGGGGGAAGCAGUGUCUGGAUUUCACUGUCACUGUCCAUUUCUUUCACCUCCUGGGCUGCUGGUUCUACAGCUCCCGGUUCCCCUCGGCGCUGACCUGGUGGCUAGUGCAAGCUGUGUGCAUUGCGCUCAUGGCUGUCAUCGGGGAGUACCUGUGCAUGCGGACGGAGCUCAAGGAGAUCCCCCUCAACUCGGCCCCUAAAUCCAAUGUCUAGAAUGGGGCCCUUUGGAUACCCUGCUGGGUACUUGGCCCACUCGCCCCCCGCACCACCACCACCAACACAUUGGGCUGCUCAGAACCUCCAGAUGAGGUUGGGCCCAGGUCUGAGAGGAACCCUGCAAAUGUGAAGUCUCUGUUGGUGAGGGAGAGUGAGUGAGGCCUGGUGGAGAAGGCAGGUAGCAAGCAGAUCACAGCUGCAAGGAUGGCCUCUGACUGCCGAAGCCUUGGUAUCUGGGAGGUCAGCGAGGGGACCUCUUUCAGGGGAAUGACAGAGUUGGAACCAUGUCACUCUUGAGCCAUCAUACCUGUCACCAGCCUGUUAUUUUAAAAAAGAAAAAAAUCAAGGAUCUAUGAUUGGAGCAAACUGCUCUUCUAGUCUUCUAUCUUGCCUCCCUGGGACAGCUCUGACCUUUGUCAUGUUGCCGAACCACGGCUAUUCUGUUUGGAGAAACGGUUUCCGGAUCCACAGCCACAGAAAGAGAUGUAGGUGCACAGUAUUAGCUGCUGCCAGGGAGCGGCAGCAGGUGGAGGCAUCAGGAACAAGGGAAGUGCACGGGAGGGCCCGCGCCCUGCUCCACUGCUCCACUCGUCCAGACCCAUGAAUCCGUGACUGACUCUCAGUUCUCUCUGCUGGGCCCCGCCCUGCUGCCAGCUUUCAACAUAGCAAAGAAGGACCCAGAGAAUAAUCCCAGCAUCCAUCGCGUCCUGUCUUAUCCUCACAGUUGGGUCACUGCCUGUUCUCGAGGAAUGACCAGACAGCCCGGCUCUCACCGGAACUCAGGCAGUAGUUCCUUGUUCCUGCCUUAUUUGGAAUUCUCCAGUGGGAAGGGAAUGGUGGGUGCCUGACCUCGCAGCUUGAGCUGUGUUGAUAGUGCCGUGGGAGAUAGGAAUUUGCUGCUAAGAAUUUUCUUUGGAGUGGGGUGUUUUCUGUGAGGGGCUUGCAGCUGUCCUUCCCAGGUAUAUAAAUACAGUAUUUUCCACAAUUUUGCCUGUACUUACUUUUUAAUGCCAUGGCUGGGACUGAGACCGCCACAUAGCCAGACAAGGGAGCUGUCAAGAAUUAUUAGGACACCUCCAUUCCUGGAUCCCAGAUUCUUCUUCUUUUGGUUAAAAUACUGAGUGCAGGGGACUCCUUUGUCCCACUCCCUCUACCCGCAGCCCCCUCUGCUAGGCCUUGGAUGGACCCCUGUCACCCAGUUUUUCUUUCAUACCUGUGGUUUCUGAAUUGCUCGGAGAAACACACUGGCCUAGACCCACUUUGGCAUUGAAACCUUUGCUGUUUCUCUGGAGCCCGCCCGAGUGUGCUGUCAGUGGCCACUUAGUCCGAUGAGCUAGGCGCCGUCACUUCCCUCACUUUGCAGGCAGAGAAACUGAGCGCUAGGGGUGAACUGCCUUCUCUAACAUCACAUCGCUGACAGGAAGCUUGUCCUGUUUGCCUCAAAGCCUCAUCUUUUCGUGUUCUAAUCACCUUUGAGUGGUAAAUGAGCCAGAUGGGGGUGGGGGGAGAUAUUCUCAGGAAUCUGGAUACCGUUUCAGCAAAAGGUUGUGAAUGUGAACCUCAGAUGGGCUUUUGAAAGUGCUGCUAGUUCCUGAAAGUGGGCAACUUGGCAGCUGCUUAUAACAGAGACAGCGCCAGCGCCAUGCCUUGCCUUGAGAUUUCAUUAACGUGCGGGGCCAGGGAGGUGGCAGGGAAAAGGCCAAGCAUUUCUUCACCCUUAUGGGCCUGUGGAUGAUGUAGACUUCACCAACAUCAAGCCUCAUUUGCUCAAAGCAUCUGAAAUGGAGCUUAGUAUCCUCAUUUUCUAAAUAGAUGAACCGGGCUUUUUUUAGAGGUCAUGUGACUCAAGAGUCACUCUGAUUCAAACACUCGAAGUUAAUUUUUCCCUUAGUUAACUGCCCAAGUAAAGAUCUAGAAGAGGGGCCUUGGCUUGGUUAAACAAAGGAAGGGCAGUAGUGGAGAGACCCAGACUGUGGGACUGUGGGAAGCAGGUUGCUAUAGGCCCAAGUGCCAGCGCAGUAGAGAUGAAGCCGGAAGGAAUGAACUGCUAGGGUUUCCUCCGGAACGCAGGCUAACCUUGCUCCACAGUGGCGCCCUGGCCACUGCUCCCAGCCCAGGCCCGCAGGCUCCUAUCUGCUGGCUGGCUUUCCUGGUGGGCAGCCUGGGCCCAGUUCUAGCAUCCAGUGGGGUGGAAAUUGACAAGUUCACCCAGCCCAGGCCUUUCUGGCCCCCUCUUGGGCCUCCCAGGAAGACUAGUGCAGCCCCUCAUCCCCACCCCCAUCUCCCACUGGUUUUGGUUUCUUGGUUGGGAGCGUGUUGCCCUAACCAUGGCUGCCGACUGGGCAGGGCUGCAGUUCACUUAGAGGAUGACAGAGUGGUAGGUGCUUGAGAGGAAAUAUGGAGUAGAAGGUUCUUUCAAAUGUUCAUGGAAUUGGUGAUGUCCAGAAAGGAAACCAAAAUAGACACAACUCUGGAAAUGGAUGGGAUGAGUGCAGACUGGGUGGGAAAAGCUACAAAUGGAGGUUUACUAGGGUAGUGGGUUGGUCAG